CGACAAAGUGCUAUAACUGCGAAAAGUUACUAACGCAGUUGAAGCAGAAGGAUUCAUCUUCUGUCGGCAAAACGGGCCGACUCACUGGCUUCUCAGUGGGGCCGAUGGCCUGUUGUCUGAGUGAGGAGGCGCGUGAACAGAAGCGCAUUAAUCAAGAAAUUGAAAAACAAUUACAACGAGAUAAGAGGAAUGCACGUCGUGAGCUCAAACUCCUCCUAUUAGGCACGGGUGAAUCUGGCAAAUCCACUUUCAUCAAACAGAUGCGAAUUAUCCAUGGUAGUGGUUAUUCAUUAGAGGAUAAACGACAGCAUACUCGUCUUGUCUAUCAGAACGUAUUCAUGGCAAUGCAAUCCAUGAUACGGGCAAUGGAGACGCUGGCCAUCCCUUAUGGGGAGGCGUCAUCCGAAGAAAAGGCCAAUGUUGUUCGAGCAAUUGAUUAUGAAAAUAUAACCACAUUUGAAGAGCCUUAUGUAAGCUAUAUUGCCGAUUUGUGGACAGAUCCGGGCAUUCAGGAGGCUUAUGAUCGACGAAGGGAGUAUCAGCUUACUGACUCUGCUAAAUACUAUUUGACGGACGUGCGACGGUUGGCUGAACACGGCUAUGUACCAACGGAACAAGACAUUCUUCGAGUUCGUGUUCCCACAACUGGAAUAAUUGAGUAUCCAUUCGAUUUGGAGCAGAUUGUUUUCAGGAUGGUUGAUGUUGGUGGACAGAGAUCUGAGCGUCGUAAAUGGAUACAUUGUUUUGAGAAUGUCACUUCCAUAAUGUUCUUAGUCGCCUUGUCCGAAUAUGACCAAGUUCUUGUUGAGUGUGACAAUGAGAACCGAAUGGAAGAAUCGAAAGCGCUCUUUCGCACUAUUAUAACUUAUCCAUGGUUUCAAAACUCAUCUGUAAUUCUUUUUCUAAAUAAGAAGGAUUUGCUAGCGGAGAAGAUUCUCUAUUCUCAUUUGGCUGACUACUUUCCCGAAUAUGACGGCCCUCCACGAGAUGAGAUGGCUGCUAGGGAGUUUAUAUUGAAAAUGUUCGUCGAUCUAAAUCCGGACACUGAGAAAAUUAUUUAUUCACAUUUCACUUGUGCCACAGAUACUGAAAACAUUAGAUUCGUCUUUGCAGCGGUAAAGGAUACAAUUCUGCAGCACAAUCUGAGGGAAUACAAUCUCGUUUGA
Molecule: messenger RNA, 1166 nt
Organism: Meloidogyne enterolobii
Lineage: Eukaryota; Metazoa; Nematoda; Chromadorea; Rhabditida; Meloidogynidae
Source: the annotation of a GenBank genome assembly